AUGGUCGAUUCCGAGAUCGUUGAAAGCAUCGACGAAGAGAACAUUGACCGAACUUCCGGUAUCGAUGAGGAUUCGUCCUACGUCGAAAUCGGCAAUGUCUGCUCGAAUGAUCUUGGGAUCGGAAUGGGGGAAGACGAUGCCCUUCUCUUCUUCUUCGGAAAAGGUGAUGGGUUCCCAUCCGAAUCACCGAAUUUUGCUGUUGCGCUCCUCAGUGAGGCUGAGGACCUGAGGGUGCCGAACGACACAGCACGUAACUCUUGGCGGAUUGACGGCUGGAGUCAGCGAUCGGUGUAUCGAAGCUGA
Messenger RNA from Prunus armeniaca (apricot), 303 nucleotides. NCBI's taxonomy places the organism in Eukaryota, Viridiplantae, Streptophyta, Magnoliopsida, Rosales, Rosaceae. The record is from the annotation of a GenBank genome assembly.